AUGACGAGUGAAAAUCGACGAAAUUUGCGACCUGAAGAAACAGAAGAAAAUUUAGAAGAUGUUACACUAAUAUGGUUAGAUGAAAAUAUCAAUGAUUCUCUCGAAUCUCGUUAUAAACAAUCAUUAUUUUCAGAAUUAAACAAUUAUAUUCAAUAUUAUACUGAUCCUCGUCUAUGUAUUGACUAUAUUCAAAUUGUUGUUAGUGAAAAAAUACUUCUUAUCGUCUCUCCUUUCUUAUCACGAAAUAUUCUCCCUGUUGUACAUGGUCAACAAUCAAUAAACUCAAUAUUUAUCUUUGGUAAUAAUCGUUGUCAAUAUGAAUCAUUAAUAAGUCAAUAUUCAAAAGUGAUUGACAUAUUUACUGAUCAACAAUUAUUGUUAAAAUCAAUUCGUGAUACUCUUCAUUUGGUAUCAAAACAAUCAUUAGCAUUCAACUUAUUCGAUCAACAAAAACAAAAAUCAACACGUGAUUUAUCUAAGGAUUCGGCUUCAUUUCUAUGGUAUCAGUUACUAUUAGAUAUUUUGAAAAAAAUGCCCCAGACUGAACAAAGUAAAAAUGAUAUGCUUGAAAAAUGUUCUGAUUAUUAUCGAUCAAACAAAUUUCAGCUACGAAAAAUCGAUCAUUUUCGAACAUCAUAUACAGCAGACAGAGCUAUUGAGUGGUAUACAGACGAAUGUUUUCUCUAUAAACUGUUAAACAAAGCUUUACGAACAGAAGAUAUUGAUUUAUUGUAUUUGUUUCGUUUUUAUGUUAUUGAUUUGUGUAAACAAUUAGAAUAUGAAAACGGACUUCUUCAGAAGACAGAUAUGUUAACCUUAUAUCGUGGACAAUUACUAUCGAUACAAGAAUUUGAAAAAUUGAAACAGAGUAUUGGUGUAUUAAUAUCGACAAAUGGAUUUUUUUCAGCAACUAAAGAUAUUAAUAUAGCUUUAGUAUUUAUUUCUGGCACAAGUGAUACAGAUGAAUUGAAACCAGUUUUAUUUGAAAUUCAAGUGGAUUCUAAUCUGAAAACAGUUGUAUUUGCUGAUAUUGAUAAGUACAGUGGAAUGCAAGGCGAAAAAGAAGUUCUGUUCAGCUUAGGAGCCGUGUUCAAAAUUGAUAAUAUAUAUUUUGAUUAUAAUUAUAACUAUUGGAAAAUACAAAUGACAGCAACAGAGGAUGGAUCAAAAUAUACUCAAGAAUAUUUAGAUUUUUCAAGAAAAGAAAUAAAACAUUCAUAA
This is a messenger RNA of Didymodactylos carnosus, 1221 nucleotides long. Lineage: Eukaryota; Metazoa; Rotifera; Eurotatoria; Philodinida; Philodinidae. The record is from the annotation of a GenBank genome assembly.